CCCUGUUUCCUCGCUGGGCUGGAUGUUUGCUGCUUUAUAGCAAUGCCGUUGCGGUCUCUAGUCUCGGAUUCUUCGGUUUGUUCUCGCAUUCCGUAUCUAACUAACUCGCUCCUCUAGAUCAUGCAUGCUUUUGCGAGAGUACCUUAUGAACUUUCCUUUUCCUCAUGCGCUAGUUGAUGUCACUGUUUUUAACUUCGAUUUUGCUUAUUUCUGUCUCCCGAUAUCUUGAUUGGUUGCUCUCGGUUUGGACUGUGAGAGUGAACAGCCUUGAAGUGGCGCUUGGCUGUAAUUUUUGAAGUUUCUCGAGCACUGUAGCCUUGCUGGUGUUUACAUAUAAUGUGUGGAGUUUUUCUCGAUUUUUGAUUUCAGUGAAGAACGGGAACGGUGUGUUUGUUUUUAAGUUGUUUAGUUCAGGAUUGUGAAUUAAAACAAUGGAGGAUUUCCGAGUCAGAGGAAUGUUGUCGGGUGUGCUUGUUAUUUCGACUUUGUUUCUUGGAUUGGUUUCGGUUAGUGGAACGCCGUUUGCAGUUGAUGGCCGGGUUCUAGAUAGUCGUCACAAGAUGCUGCGGUCCAACGAUGCUGGUGAUGUUCAGGCGCAGCUGUUUUCUGCGGCGAGUGUGGAGACUUCGUACAUAUUAUCUGAUGGCGACGUCGUAACGUGCAUUCCCAUAGAAAAUCAACCCUCCGUAUUCCACACUAACACUAAUGAUAUUCAACUGAAGCCUUCAAAGCGUCCAAACUCUAAAACAUCUUCAGAUGACAACAAAUGGACGAAGAAAGCCUCCCAAUUGUUUGUGAAGGAGUUCGGGGGAUGCCCGAAUGGGAUGAUUCCUGUGCGUCGAAGUCGGGGAGGUAUCUCGACUGGAAGUCCUGUCGCAAAUGUGCAAUCGCAGAGUGCAGGCUCUCAAACACAUUAUGUGCAUCAGCAUGCAUAUACAUCAACAACAAUCUCCCAUCCCCCAUCUUUCAAAGGCACCGAAGUGGUGUUGAAUGUGUGGCAACCAUUUGUCGAACCGCGUGAUUUUAGCCUCGCCCAGCUCUGGGUUAUGAACACAGGCUUGUCCUACGCACCUGGCAGCGACGAUUGGGCUUUGAACACCAUAGAAGCUGGAUGGCAGGUUUACUCAGAACUUUAUGGUGACAAGCGCCCUCGGCUUUUUGUCUACUGGACUGGUGACGGUUAUGUCAAAACUGGGUGCUACAACCUCAACCAAGACUGCCCGAGCGGCAGUCCGGGAUUCGUGCAAGUUAGCAAUAAGGUUUUGCUUGGAGGAUCCAUAUCGCCACAUUCUGCAAUGAAUGCAACACAAUAUGAGAUUAAGUUGCGCGUAUUUAAGGACGACGACUCCGGUAAUUGGUGGCUUCAGUUCAACCAAGAGUUCGUCGGAUAUUGGCCAAAAUCUCUCUUUCACUCAUUAAAAGAUGAAAGCGACUUGAUCCAAUGGGGUGGUGAGGUAUUCGAUGUUCGUGAGAGCAAUGACAAGACGAAGACACACAUGGGCAGCGGUUCGCCCGCUCAGUCGGGUUUCCGGGAGGCUGCUUACCAGCGGAAUCUACAAUUCAUCGACAUGGACAACAAGAUGAAGGAUGUCCAUGAGUUACAGGCAGUGGCAACGAAGCCCUCUUGUUACACCGUAUUUCCUGAAAACAACCAACGUUGGGGCACGCAUUUCUAUUAUGGAGGCCGUUGCUAGAGUGCUGGUUCGCCAAGAGAUUGUGCAAUUGGGGCUAUCUUCUGCAGACCUUCAGCAUUGGACCCUACCGGCGCCUGUGGUGGUGAGAUUGGAUUGUGGAUAAUCUCCUGUGAGGACAUGUUGGUUAAUGAUAAUGCACAUCAUUUUCGCUAUCUUCUCACAUAUCCCGGAGAACAGGCCACGACCCGCGCUUUUCUGAUGACGCACGUAAGCAGAUGCAUCAGCUAUGAAGGCAACCACGUAGCUGGAGCCCUUUGAGAAAGGGCAUUGUUUAGAAGGAUCCCUGAGGCUCCCAACGGAAGAGCAGAGGUUACAGACAUGUUUAACUCCCAUAUCGACCCACGAACACCUUGUUAUUGAGAACAACGCUGCGAAGGAGUCCAACGAAUUACCAUGAAUAUCUCCUCUAAGCCAGGCUCAACCUACUUGAUCCCAGCACUCCAUCGGGCAUGAAGAGGAAUUCCAUGUGUUCUGAAGACGGAGCACUACAUACCCAUUCUGAAGAGAAACGCUGUUGAUGACUUUUAAUCCGACCUCUAACUGUCACAGUAAUAACACCAUCACCUUAAGAUGAACUCUUACGGAAGUAAAUUAUAAUUGGAAAAUAUUGAUGUAAAUUAAAACUGAGCGAAAAUGAAAUGAAUUAUAAUGGAACGAACAAUAACUUGAUAAAGCAGCUACCUUCUAUCGAAAACAAAGUGGUGUGUUAAAAUCAAUUAUGACUUCAAGUUACCAUAUUCAUCAGUUUGACAAAGUUGAAAAUGGAAUCUAAUUGUAGUAAUGACUAACUAAUAUUAAUUAAUCCAAUGAGCAUCUGUCCUUCAGAAAAUACCCACUUAAGAUAAAUAUUUCAGUAUAGACUAAAAUAGCUAACUAAUAAUUGUUGAUUUUACAUAUUCGUGCAUGAGAUACAUGCCUAAUUAAACAGAAUACUUUCGAUAAGUAACUACAACCCAUUGAAUCAAGAAAUGUCCUAAUGAAAUACAACAUUUAAUAUUAUUUUCAAUUUUUAGUUAUAUCUAAAACAUAUUUAAUUAAAUAAUAGUUAAGAAAUAUUUUUCCAUAAAUCAAAUUAAUUACUGUAAAAAAAUGAUACAAUGAUAAGCUAUUCUAACUCUAAACAACAUGAAAUAAUUUAC
This is a messenger RNA of Physcomitrium patens, 2833 nucleotides long. Lineage: Eukaryota; Viridiplantae; Streptophyta; Bryopsida; Funariales; Funariaceae. The record is from RefSeq and is a predicted model, not a curated record.